Belonocnema kinseyi is the source of this 1503-nucleotide messenger RNA. RefSeq lists its product as uncharacterized. Bases 1 to 1503 code for a protein of 500 amino acids. The transcript is spliced from 3 exons. The record is from RefSeq and is a predicted model, not a curated record. Gene Ontology annotation, molecular function: aspartic-type endopeptidase activity. NCBI's taxonomy places the organism in Eukaryota, Metazoa, Arthropoda, Insecta, Hymenoptera, Cynipidae. Gene Ontology annotation, biological process: proteolysis.
AUGCAAGAAACCCUGUUCUUGGCAGAGUGGCACAAAACCGGAAAACUAGUUGGAACCCACAUUGGGGAGGUGGAUGUUCAGGUUCCAAAUCAUUCAAAGCGCCUCUUGAGCCGUGAUAAAAAUUCCCAAAAAAAAUUCUUAAUUGACACUGGUGCAGAUAUCUCCAUUCUACCCAUUGGUAAAAACUUGAAGAAGCGUUCAACGAGUCUUAAACUUUCCUCCGCCAAUAAUUCGGGUAUUGACACUUAUGGGGGGACUAUUCUUUCCAUUGAUUUUGGACUGCGACGUCCAAUUGUCUGGAAUUUUUGUAUUGCAGCAGUCCCAUAUACGAUAAUAGGCGCGGACUUGCUCGAUCAUUAUCGUUUUCUUGUGGACAUUCACGGAAAACGAUUAAUAGACCCGCUCACUAAUCUUAGUUCUUAUCGGGAAGUUAUUUCUUUUGAUCAACCCUCAAUCUAUACAUUCCAGUUGUCUUCGAGAUUUUCACAGAUCCUUUCCGAAUUUAAAGAAUUAACCGGACUUACGCAGUAUACGCCCGUGAAUACUAGCAAGAUUUUUCACCAUAUUGUCAUGAAUGGACCUCCUGUCGCAGAACGUCCUCGACGCCUCGCUCCCGAUAAGCUCAAGGCUGCGAAAGCAGAAUUUAAAAGGCUUUGUGAGUUCGGGAUAUGCAGACCUUCCGAUAGUCCAUGGGCAAGUCCCAUACACCUUGCUAACAAAAAGGAAGGGGAUUGGAGAGUAUGUGGUGACUAUCGCCGCCUUAACGCUAUUACCACUCUAGAUAGGUACCCGAUACCUCACCUACAUGACUUUUCCGCUAAUUUGUACGGAAAAAACAUUUUUUCCUCAAUUGAUUUAAAGAGAGCCUUUCAGCAGAUUCCACUAGCUCCCGAAGAUAUUCCUCAGACAGCGGUGAUUACGCCGUUGGGCUUAUUCGAGUAUACGCGCAUGACGUUUGGCUUGCGAAAUGCAGCUCAAACUUUUCAGCGCUAUGUAGAUAGCAACUUGUCCGAUCUUGACUAUGUGUUUGUCUACAUAGACGAUAUUCUUAUCGCAUCCGCAUCGCCGGAGGAGCAUGAGACUCACCUGCGCGUCGUCUUCGAAAGACUAAAAAAGGCUGGCUUGAGAAUCAACCCAAAUAAAUGUACAUUUGGCGUAUCGGAACUGACCUUCUUAGGACAUCUCAUUUCAGGUGAAGGAUCUGCAAAUCGAAUAGCAGGUGAUAAAAUGGAUGAUAAGUUUGAUGACGGAUGCAUGUCUAAGGAAAAAGCUGCAGUAAAAUCUAAAUUUGUACCACUGAGAGAAGUCCUUCAAGCUUUCUUUGGUUUACAUGGGGUUUUAGAGAUUGUUUUACAUCAUAUGAAAUCAUUAAGAGAACAAACUCAAGUUUUAAGCCAUUUCGUACAAGGAAGAUUAUGGAAGUCACCAAGGAGUUCAGAAGCUAGGAGCAGUAUACAUUGUAAUACCUUGCUUGCCGCCAGGGUUUCGACCUGGUUUGGAUAA